Messenger RNA from Parus major (Great Tit), 5859 nucleotides. RefSeq names its product nuclear factor of activated T cells 2 (gene NFATC2). Gene Ontology annotation, cellular component: transcription regulator complex. Gene Ontology annotation, biological process: cytokine production; calcineurin-NFAT signaling cascade; regulation of transcription by RNA polymerase II. Gene Ontology annotation, molecular function: DNA-binding transcription factor activity, RNA polymerase II-specific; transcription factor binding; RNA polymerase II cis-regulatory region sequence-specific DNA binding. NCBI's taxonomy places the organism in Eukaryota, Metazoa, Chordata, Aves, Passeriformes, Paridae. The transcript is spliced from 8 exons. The record is from RefSeq and is a predicted model, not a curated record. Bases 166 to 2676 code for a protein of 836 amino acids.
UUCUGUAACAAUAUUUACAGUCUUAAAGAGACCCUUCUUUUUCCAGAAGAACCGACUCCACAUAAAACCAACAGCCCACCCUCUGGAGUUACAUACGCUCAUGAUGUCUUGGACUGUGGCCUCAAGCCAUGCCCCCUGCCUUUUUCUAGCCUUUCUGCAGAUCCCAUGGGCAGAUAUGGACAGCCAGAUAGCAUAGGGCCACCACCUACACACCCUGCCAACGCUGCAGGGGCCUCUUCUCCGAGCCCUAGGAUUGAAAUAACUCCAUAUCAUGAACUGAUUCACUCGGGGGGUCCCUUCCGCAGCAGAGACACAGAUGUUCUGUUGGUAGAACAUCAGUCAAACUCAGCCACCACUAGCCCGAGGGUUACCCUGCCUGUCCCUGGCUUUGAGGGCUACAGAGAACCACUGUGUCUGAGCCCAGCUAGUAGCGGCUCCUCUGCAAGUUUCAUUUCAGAGACAAAUGUAUCUCCUUGCACAUCACCAUGUGUUUCACCAAAUAAUGGUCCUAGUGAUGACCUUUGUCCACAGUUUCAAAACAUCCAUACUCAUUAUUCUCCUAGAACCUCUCCAAUAAUGUCACCACGAACAAGCAUCACGGAGGAAGCCUGCUUGGGACGCCACUCACCAUCACCCUGUCCCAACUCAAGGUCUUCGUCACCAGGUGCAAAACGGAGGUACUCUUGCACCGAGCUGUACAGCGCUCAGCUGCCUCCCGCCUCUCCUCGGCACUCACGGACCCCCUCUCCACAGCCCUCUCCUCGCAUCCCCCUGGGAGAAGACGCCUCUGCAGUUACUUACACGCAGUUGGCCAGCGCUUCCCUUUCCAUGGAUGCUAUGAGCAGCCUCCCUACGGAUCCUUCCUGUGGUGUCCCCACGAAAAUUUGGAAAACCAGCCCUGAUCCUUCAUCCAUGUCUUCCCACAAAAACAGCAUUCCGUGUCACGUCUUUCAGACUGUUGACUUCCACGGGCCUUGUGAGCAGGAGGACAGGAGAAACUCGGCCCCAGAAUCCAUUCUGUUGGUUCCUCCGUCCUGGACAAAGCAGCUGGUGCCCGCAAUACCGAUCUGCAGCUUGCCCGUGCAGUCCCUGCCGCCGCUGGAGUGGCCCCUGUCCAGCCAGUCGGGCUCCUACGAGCUGCGGAUCGAGGUGCAGCCCAAGCCCCACCACCGCGCGCACUACGAGACCGAGGGCAGCCGUGGCGCUGUCAAGGCACCCACUGGUGGCCACCCCGUGGUCCAGCUGCAUGGGUACAUGGAGAACAAACCCCUGGGCCUGCAGAUCUUCAUUGGCACGGCGGAUGAGCGCAUCCUGAAGCCCCACGCCUUCUACCAGGUCCAUCGCAUCACGGGCAAAACCGUCACCACCACCAGCUACGAGAAGAUCAUUGGCAACACCAAAGUGUUAGAGAUCCCCCUGGAACCCAAAAACAACAUGAAAGCAACCAUUGACUGCGCGGGGAUCCUGAAGCUGCGCAACGCGGACAUCGAGCUGCGCAAGGGCGAGACCGACAUCGGCCGCAAGAACACGCGAGUGCGCCUCGUGUUCCGCGUGCACAUCCCCGAGCCCAGCGGCAGGAUCGUGUCCCUGCAGGCGGCCUCCAACCCCAUCGAGUGCUCCCAAAGGUCUGCUCAUGAGCUUCCAAUGGUUGAAAGACAAGACAUUGACAGCUGCCUGGUUUAUGGAGGACAGCAGAUGAUUCUCACUGGACAGAACUUCACAGCAGAGUCCAAGGUGGUGUUCACAGAAAAAACAUCAGAUGGGCAGCAGAUCUGGGAAAUGGAGGCAACGGUGGACAAGGAUAAGAGCCAGCCUGUAAUUUACACACACAGAUCUUGUAAAAGGCUUAAAUCUCUUGUUACUUCAAGGAAAACCUCUCUGUUUCUCCUCAGCUCGUUACGAAUAACGUCCUUUGCAUUUAUUCUAGUACCAUCAAUCAAAACAGAGCCCAUUGAUGACUAUGAUCCAGCCCUAAUCUGCAGUCCAGUGCACAGUGCUCUGGGGACAGUAACACAGCCUUACUAUUCACAGCACACGCUGGCCACCGAGUCCCCCUCCUGCCUGGUGGCCACCAUGGCUCCUUGCCAGCAGCUGCGCUCAGGCCUCUCCUCUCCCGACUCGCGCUACCACCAGCAGAACCCAGCUGUCAUUUACCAAAGGAGCAAGAGCCUGAGCCCCAGCCAGCUGGGCUACCAGCAGCCCAACCUGAUGGCCACACCAGUUGCCAUUGCCGAUGCCCACCGGUCCGUGCUGGUGCACGCGGGGUCUCCAGGCCAAGCUGGAGCCGUGCUGCAGCACUCCCCAGGCCACCAGCAGUCCUCUCCUGUCAUCCACUACUCUCCAACCAACCAGCAGCUGAGGUGUGGCAGCCACCAGGAGUUCCAGCACAUCAUGUGCUGUGAGAAUUUCACGUCCAGCGUGUCGAGAUCCAGCCAGCCCCAGGCCAGCCAGGCGCAGAGGCUCAGCCCCGGCUCGUACCCCACCGUCAUCCAGCAGCAGGCGGCCCCCGGCCAGCGGGCAGCCAAGAACGGGCCACCAGGGAGCGAGCAGAAGGAGGUGCUGCCGGCAGGAGUGACCAUCAAGCAGGAGCAGAACCUGGACCAGGCGUACCUGGAUGAUGUUAACGAAAUUAUCAGGAAGGAAUUUUCUGGACUCCCUGCCAGAAGUCAGACAUAGAAGAAGAGAUUUGUGAGACAACUUUUACCGAAUCCUUCCAUAAGUGACCUCUUAGAUCCUUCCAGUGCCCCUGCAACCUCUGGCUUCCUUUGCAGUUCAUCUCCAGGCAGAGACUCAGCGCAAGGAACAAUGAAUUGGCACCAAGUGACAGCCUUGGCUGAGCAACUCGCCACCUCUGUCUGUAAACACCACGAAGGACACCCUUCCUUUCAUCCAGAGAUCACAUUGUUCUCCUGGAACAGAGCAUCUGUCUGAGGAAACACUCCAGCCUGCUGCAAACCCUCUGUCUGUGCGUCCAUCCAUCGGGACCAUCGCCCGUCCCCCGAGCCCGGGGUGGACACGGGGGUGGGAAAAGGGGAACACAGAGUGAUAUAUUCCAUGGAGGAGUGCCACCACCCUGCAGGUCACUAGCAGUGACUGGCCUCCAGGUAUCCAAACCCUCCUGAGAAAUGUCAUUGUUGUAGGGAACUGAGGCAGCCCAAGCUCAGCCUGCAUCCAGUCUGGGAUCAAAAGCCAGUUUGCUCUGAGCACUGUGAUUGGUAUUUCAAACAGGAGAUGUCAGAUGAAUCCAAGAGUUUUCUUCGUUUUUCCCAUCAGACUGGAUAGGAAUUUGAAGGAGAGGGAUUCUCAUAUCCAACCAGUGAAAAGAGCAAAUCAGCAGUUGCAACGCCUGUCCCCAAGUAAAAUAAACCCAGGUAAAACAGAGAUUAAUAUAUAGGAGUCACAGUAAAUCCAAAGAUUUUAUGAUUGAUCCUUAUUAGUAUUUAGGCAGUGUAUGAACACAUCUUCGAUAUUUUCUAACAAAUUGUUGCUGUUUCUUUUCAUGUAGAACCUGCUCUUGGCUCAUAACUUGUCUCAUUUAGCAGCUGGAACAUUUACUCACCCAAGCUGCAGGGGAAAAUAAGUGCAUCUUACAGAAGCCAUACAUUCCAGAGAAAAUAUACACUUAUUUAUAUUCACCUGGCCUCUUUAGCUUUGCAAAGCUACCAGCAAUUCCUGGAAAGGUUAAAUUUCCAUGGGAGGUAAUAUUUUGUUAGGUUUUGCUUCGUGUGUUCGAAUAUCCUGUCCUGACUCCUGCUUAGCACAUUCCAGGUAACCACUGCCACCUGCAGCUACAAGUUAGAAUAUUUAGGGGAGUCAGGGCCUCCUCAGUGGGAUAAAAAGGCUUCCUGAGUGGGUAAUCAGUGUACAGAACAAGAUAACCAUAAUGUUUUAGGAAUUACAUAGUAGUCUUUCCUGGUUCUAUAAAUAAGGAAUGCAGAUGUUUUCAGGAAUGCAGAGCCUGAGCUCUGCUGUAGAAAGCACAGUGAAACGAAUCCAGUUUUCAGUUGUGUCACAGUAAAUUUUGUAGAAUACCAGCAUGUCCACUGCUCACAGCAGGAAUUAGAGGAUGGGAAUACAGCAGAGCAAAAUUGGUUUCCUGAUGUCUCAAGAUUUUGCACAGUCCCUGCAGAGCACGUGCUUGGUCCAACAAAAAUCUCUUCAGGACUAUCAGGAAAAAUGUCUUUUCUGCCACUAAAAACUGGUGCUUAAACUCUGCAAGGUCUUGGGGUUUAGAGUGGGAGACAGAAGCUUUAGGUUCUUCAGAACGCCUGACCUGGGGCUCAGCUCAAAUUUGGCUCUUGAUCAGAAAUCUGAAUUGCACAAGAGCAGCUCUGAACUCCAGAUUCAGCCCAGCUCAGAUGCAGAAGCAGAGCAGAGCCCUGCAGGUCCCAGCCUGGCAUUAAUGGCACACCCUGGAUUCUACUUCUGCUUUGUGAGCUUCAGAUCUUCCACCCCAAAAUGAGUUCCCUGUACCCCAACCCCCAGAACUCCUGGGGUGCCCCGGUGCUCUCAUUGUGAGCUCCAAGCCUCAGCCCAGACCUGCAGAGCUGAAAAUGGCUUUUUUUAAUUGCUGAGUUUCACAGAAACCAAAGGAGGCCCAGCCUUGCAGAAGAGGGGAAUUCCUGUGAGGCAGCACUCAGUAGGGCUCAGACUGGCUCACACACCUCAGAAAGAUAUUUGGGAUUGUUAGAAGCUGUCAGUGAGCCAGAAUCUGACACACAUUAAGGGGUUUUUAGUGCAGUCUGAUGAAUUGGACAAUUCUGACAUAUUCUAAAGGCCAAAAGUUGCCUGUCAGAAGUUCUCUGCUAUAGCUGAGUAAAAGAACAGACCAAAUGCAUCUCUGAGUUUCACACUUGGAUGUUUCCAAUGUUUUCCAUGAUCCAACCUGUAAAGUAUAGGAGAAAUUUAAAAAACAACCCAAAACCCCAUCCACAGAGAAAAAAAAUAUCCUCAGAUUACUGGCAGAACCUUCUCUCUUGCUGAAUUUUAAAUAGAAGCUCAGAGAAGCCCAGGAAGGGCUUUUCAGAUCUGUGAUGUGCUGCUGCUGCUGCUCUGGUGACUGCAGCAACUGCUCAUCCAUUUAGGAGAAUUAUUGUCUGAAUAUUUAUUUAUAGAUAAUAUCAGUUUAGAAAAGAGGGGGGAAGUAAAUCUAGUGCUUGAUCUGAGCUAAGAAAAAGGUCAAUGUUUAAGUUCUGCCUUCUAGAUUCUGAAAUGUCCUUUUAACAAAUUAACCCCCAGAAGGAAGGAAAAAUAAAACCUUGGCUUUGGAGCAAAGGCUGCACAGGAGGGAGCCAGGCAGGCAAAGCCCUGCAGUGCUGCACCCAGGAGAGCUCUGCAACCCAAAUACACGAGAUUUCCACUGUGCUGAUGUGUUCUUCAGGCACUUUGCUAUAGAAGAGGUUGGAUUUAUUUUGGGGAACUGUUUUUUUUUUUUGUUUGUUUGUUUGGUUUUUUUUGUUGUUGUUGUUUGGUUGGGUUUUUUUUUUAAGAGUUUUUUUUAUUUUUUGGGGGGCUGAUUUUAUUUUUUGUUUGGGUUUUUUUUCGGGGGGAAGGGGUUUUUUAUGUGCUACAGGUGCUCCAGCCAUGCUUGCAUUGACUGUAUUCCUCCCUCACCUCUCAUGCAUAGGUAUUAAUCUGUGUACAAAUACAGUGUACAAUGUAAUUUAUAAAUACACCCACACAGAGAGCGACUGUUUCCAAGGGCUGGUAGUGACAGGACAAGUUGGGAAUGGCUUCAAACUGACAGAGAAUAGCUUUCAAUCAGAAAUUAGGAUAAAGAUCCUCCCUGGGAGGGUGGGGAGGAGCUGGGCUGCAAUUCCCAGACCCCUGGCAGUGCCCAAGGCCAGGCUGGGCAGGGCU